AUGUCCGUUGCAUAUCUGACACUUGCUAUAACAGGCUUUUUAACUAGCCAUCCAACGCCUUUUGAUCUGCCUUUGAAUUUCAACCAUUCACAAUCUUCAAAUAACUUAAGUUGCACAUCUACAUUUUCAUAUUACAGGGUAUACCCUGAAGCGUUCCAUCAUAAGAUCCAAAAGCUCAGGAGUCGAGGAUCCGGUUUAUACUGCAGUUCUCUAGCUCCAGCCAUCACUCAAUGGCUUCUGCUGUAUCCUGACAAGUAUAUGAAAUUUGAAUCAACAGUUGAAGAAUAA
Molecule: messenger RNA, 288 nt
Organism: Sclerotinia sclerotiorum 1980 UF-70
Lineage: Eukaryota; Fungi; Ascomycota; Leotiomycetes; Helotiales; Sclerotiniaceae
Exons: 3
Coding region: 1-288 (95 amino acids)
Source: RefSeq, a predicted model, not a curated record